Messenger RNA from Mesorhabditis belari, 4356 nucleotides. Lineage: Eukaryota; Metazoa; Nematoda; Chromadorea; Rhabditida; Rhabditidae. The record is from the annotation of a GenBank genome assembly.
AUGGAUUACAAACUGAGUUUUUUGGAUCGAGGAGAGAAAUGGAACGAUGCCUCGCAUGUUACGGAUGUGGUGCAACAAAUCUGUAAAUUCCCAAAUCUUCAAGUACUGGAACUUCGUGGAAAUACCUUGGGAGUUGAAGCCGGAGAGGCUAUCGCCGAAGCGUUAAAGCGACAUCCCGAGUUGAAAUAUUGUUUAUGGGGAGAUCUUUUCACAACCCGGUUACGCGAUGAAAUUCCAAGAACCGUCAAAUCUUUGUGUGCUGCCAUGAUCUACGCAAAUGCUUCAAUCACGGAGCUCGAUUUGUCGGAUAAUGCAUUUGGACCGAUUGGAGCGGAAAGCAUCAAGGACUUUUUGGAAUCCCGUUCUGCUUACUCUCUGAAGGUACUCAAACUGAAUAAUUGUGGAUUGGGAUCUGGUGGACAAACGGUUGCCGCUUCUCUCAUUAAAUGUCACCAACUAGCUGCCAAAUCCGGAAGAAAGUUUGAGUUGAAAACAUUUUCUGCUUGUCGAAAUCGUCUCGAAAAUCCAGGGGCCAAAGCACUUGCAGAAGCUUUCAAUGUUAUUGGAACGCUGGAAAGAAUUAUUCUUUAUCAAAACGGAAUCAAUGCUCCAGGAAUAAUUGCGCUUGCCGAAUCUUUCAGGAGGAAUCCUGAGUUGCGUGAAAUCGACCUAUCAGACAAUACGGCAACUGAAAAGGCCGAUUGUUUAUGCAGAGAUGCUGGUUGUCAUGCUAUCGUGGAAGCGUUGAAUCCGGAAAUUCACACUGACUUGAAUGUUGUCAAUUUAAGCGGGGCUGAGCUAACACCAGAAGCGGCGGUUUCAAUUGCACCGAAGAUGGAGAAAUUCGACGAUGUCUCACUUAAAAUAGGAUGCAAUAAUUUUGGUCAUCAAUUUGAAAAACUACGUGGUGAGAUGCCUUCGUUCGUGGACUGUGGUGAAUCAGAAGAUGAUUGUGGAACUCUUGAUAGCGACGAAGAAUAUCGAAGUGAACCUGAUGAAGAUGAGACAAACGAUUCGUUAAUGGCUGGGACUUCGAAUACGCCAGCAACAGCAAUUGUGCAAGGAUUGGAUGACGUUUUCAAACAAAUGGAUGUGCGAGAUGUCAAGCCAUCAAACGAACCGAUUUCGGCUAAUACAACGCUCAGCUUUCUGGGGGGAGGAGCAAAAUGGAAUAAUACGUCGGAUGUCUCAAACGUGGUGCAACAAAUCUUACAAGUUCGAAAUCUCCAAACACUGGAACUUCGUGGAAAUACCUUGGGAGUUGAAGCCGGAGAGGCCAUCGCCGAAGCGUUAAAGCGACAUCCCGAGUUGAAAUAUUGUUUAUGGGGAGAUCUUUUCACAACCCGUUUACGCGAUGAAAUUCCAAGAACCGUCAAAUCUUUGUGUGCUGCCAUGAUCUACGCAAAUGCUUCAAUCACGGAGCUCGAUUUGUCGGAUAAUGCAUUUGGACCGAUUGGAGCGGAAAGCAUCAAGGACUUUUUGGAAUCCCGUUCUGCCUGCUCUCUGAAGGUACUCAAACUGAAUAAUUGUGGAUUGGGAUCUGGUGGGCAAACGGUUGCGGCUUCUCUCAUUAAAUGUCACCAACUAGCUACCAAAUCCGGAAGAAAGUUUGAGUUGAAAACAUUUUCUGCUUGUCGAAAUCGUCUCGAAAAUCCAGGGGCCAAAGCACUUGCAGAAGCUUUCAAGGUUAUUGGAACACUCGAAGAGGUCAUUCUUUAUCAAAAUGGAAUCAACCCUCCGGGAAUAAUUAUGCUUGCUGAAUCUUUUCAAAUGAAUCCAGAGUUGCGUGAGAUUGACCUAUCAGACAAUACGGCAACUGAAAAGGCCGACUGUUUAUGCAGAGAUGCUGGUUGUCAUGCUAUCGUGGAUGCAUUGAAUCCGGAAAUUCACAUCAAUUUGAAUGUUGUCAAUUUAAGUGGUGCCGAGUUAACACCAGAAGCGGCGGUCUUAAUUGUGCCGAAAAUGGAGAAAUUCGACGAUGUUUCACUUAAGAUUGGAUGCAAUAAUUUUGGCCAUAAAUUUAACGCUUUACGUGAUUGGAUGCCUCCAUUUGUUGACUGUGGCGACGCAGAAGACGAUUGUGGUACUCUUGACGACGACGAAGAACUGCAAAGUGAUUUUGACGAUGAGGAGGGCGAUGAAGAAGAAACCGAAUCAUCGAUGAGUGAAAAUGAGAAUAAAACGUUUGACGAAAGUUUCAAACAGCUGACCGUUGAUGAAAAAGCUGGCACAUCCCUCAGUUUUCUUGGUGGUGGAGCGAAAUGGGACAAGGCAUCUGAUGUCUCAAACGUGGUGCAACAAAUCUGUAAAUUCCCAAAUCUUCAAGUACUGGAACUUCGUGGAAAUACCUUGGGAGUUGAAGCCGGAGAGGCUAUCGCCGAAGCGUUAAAGCGACAUCCCGAGUUGAAAUAUUGUUUAUGGGGAGAUCUUUUCACAACCCGGUUACGCGAUGAAAUUCCAAGAACCGUCAAAUCUUUGUGUGCUGCCAUGAUCUACGCAAAUGCUUCAAUCACGGAGCUCGAUUUGUCGGAUAAUGCAUUUGGACCGAUUGGAGCGGAAAGCAUCAAGGACUUUUUGGAAUCCCGUUCUGCUUACUCUCUGAAGGUACUCAAACUGAAUAAUUGUGGAUUGGGAUCUGGUGGACAAACGGUUGCCGCUUCUCUCAUUAAAUGUCACCAACUAGCUGCCAAAUCCGGAAGAAAGUUUGAGUUGGAAACAUUUUCUGCUUGUCGAAAUCGUCUCGAAAAUCCAGGGGCCAAAGCACUUGCAGAAGCUUUCAAGGUCAUUACAACACUUGAAGAAAUUGUUCUUUAUCAAAAUGGAAUAAACGCCCCGGGGAUCAUCGCGCUAGCAGGAUCUUUUCAGAUGAACCCUGAGUUGCGUGAAAUCGACCUAUCAGACAAUACGGCAACUGAAAAGGCCGAUUGUUUAUGCAGAGAUGCUGGUUGUCAUGCUAUCGUGGAUGCGUUGAAUCCAGAAAUUCACACUGACUUGAAUGUUGUCAAUUUAAGCGGGGCUGAGCUAACACCAGAAGCGGCGGUUUCAAUUGCACCGAAGAUGGAGAAAUUCGACGAUGUCUCACUUAAGAUAGGAUGCAAUAAUUUUGGUCAUCAAUUUGAAAAACUACGUGGUGAGAUGCCUUCGUUCGUGGACUGUGGUGAAUCAGAAGAUGAUUGUGGAACUCUUGAUAGCGACGAAGAAUACCGAAGUGAACCUGAUGAAGAUGAGACAAACGAUUCGUUAAUGGCUGGGACUUCGAAUACACCAGCAACAGCCAUUGUGCAAGGAUUGGAUGACGUUUUCAAACAAAUGAAUGUGCGAGAUGUCAAGCCAUCAAACGAACCGACUUCGGCUAAUACAACGCUCAGUUUUCUGGGGGGAGGAGCAAAAUGGAAUAAUGCGUCGGAUGUUCUAAGCGUGGUGCAACAAAUUACUCAAUUUCCGAAUCUUCAAGUACUGGAACUUCGUGGAAAUACCUUGGGAGUUGAAGCCGGAGAAGCUAUCGCCGAAGCGUUAAAGCGACAUCCCGAGUUGAAAUAUUGUUUAUGGGGAGAUCUUUUCACAACCCGGUUACGCGAUGAAAUUCCAAGAACCGUCAAAUCUUUGUGUGCUGCCAUGAUCUACGCAAAUGCUUCAAUCACGGAGCUCGAUUUGUCGGAUAAUGCAUUCGGACCGAUUGGAGCGGAAAGCAUCAAGGACUUUUUGGAAUCCCGUUCUGCUUACUCUCUGAAGGUACUCAAACUGAAUAAUUGUGGAUUGGGAUCUGGUGGACAAACGGUUGCCGCUUCUCUCAUUAAAUGUCACCAACUAGCUGCCAAAUCAGGAAGAAAGUUUGAGUUGGAAACAUUUUCUGCUUGUCGAAAUCGUCUCGAAAAUCCAGGGGCCAAAGCACUUGCAGAAGCUUUCAAUAUUAUCGGAUCGCUUGAAAGAAUUAUUCUUUAUCAAAACGGAAUCAAUGCCCCAGGAAUAAUUGCGCUCGCCGAAUCUUUCAGGAGCAAUCCUGAGUUACGUGAAAUCGACCUAUCAGACAAUACGGCAACUGAAAAGGCCGAUUGUUUAUGCAGAGAUGCUGGUUGUCAUGCUAUCGUGGAAGCAUUGAAUCCGGAAAUUCACAUCAAUUUGAACGUUGUCAAUUUAAGUGGUGCCGAGUUAACACCAGAAGCGGCGGUCUUAAUUGUGCCGGAAAUGGAGAAAUUCGACGAUGUUUCACUUAAGAUUGGAUGCAAUAAUUUUGGCCAUAAAUUUAACGCUUUGCGUGAUUGGAUGCCUCCAUUUGUUGACUGUGGCGAAUCAGAGGAUGAUUGUGGAACUCUUGAUGACGAUGAAGAACGAAAAAGUGACUCCGAUGAGGAAGAA